Cephus cinctus (wheat stem sawfly) is the source of this 725-nucleotide messenger RNA. RefSeq names its product cytochrome b5-like. Bases 244 to 660 code for a protein of 138 amino acids. The record is from RefSeq and is a predicted model, not a curated record. NCBI's taxonomy places the organism in Eukaryota, Metazoa, Arthropoda, Insecta, Hymenoptera, Cephidae. The transcript has 2 exons. Gene Ontology annotation, cellular component: intracellular membrane-bounded organelle; membrane. Gene Ontology annotation, molecular function: heme binding.
GCGACCCUCAUUAUGAAUUUCCAUUGAAGUCAAAGUGGUCAGUCGUUACAGACAAAGCAAAACGUCCACACCUCACUGAGGAAGCAUUAGCUGACGAGAAAGGAACGAGUGAAGUACGGUAGGACGAAGUUCGUGCAAUUAGUAGAACUAUCGAAGGAUAAAAUAAAAAGAAAAAAAUUUCCAAAGGAAUUUUCAAAAGCAACAGCAAUAGAUUGCGCCGAACAGGUCAUAGUGUAAAAUAAAAUGGCUCAGAUCUUCACGCACGACGAGGUCACGAGGCACAACAAGGAAAAGGAUCUGUGGAUGAUCAUCCACGAAGGCGUCUACGAUCUGACCAAGUUCCUAAAGGAGCAUCCAGGUGGCGAGGAAGUCCUGAUAAAUCUAGCCGGCAAGGAUGGGACUACGUGCUUCGACGAAAUCGGCCACACGACAGAGGCGGUGCAGUUACGUGAAACAUUGAAAAUAGGCAAGGUCACCGGGGGUUCCGGAGGUGAAGCACCCAGUGGAGGAGGACCUUUGAGUCGCGAUGACCUGAUGAAGGAGCUCGACGAUGACUGGGAAUACGAGGAGAAAAAGGCUGAGUCAUCGCCGUGGAUUCCAGUAUUCGUUGGUAUCGGCGUUUUGGUUUAUGCCGUUAUUUUCUACACUUUCUGGCGCUGACCCAAUUCCGGAUGACCGACGUAAUAAUUGUAAUAACGAUAUUAAUAAAGAAAAAAAGAAGAAAA